Grammomys surdaster is the source of this 657-nucleotide messenger RNA. Its product is annotated as tumor rejection antigen P815A-like. NCBI's taxonomy places the organism in Eukaryota, Metazoa, Chordata, Mammalia, Rodentia, Muridae. Bases 1 to 657 code for a protein of 218 amino acids. The transcript has 3 exons. The record is from RefSeq and is a predicted model, not a curated record.
AUGUCUGAUAACAAGAAGCCAGAUAAAGCUCACAGUGGCUCAGGUGGUGAAGGUGAUGGAAAUAGGUGCAAUUUAUUGGAGUGGCUGUUCUUCUUUGUUGCCACCACAGGUUUUCUGGCGUUCCAGUUAAUCCUAGACGCCAUUUAUGAGCAGCAGUAUGAAAGGGAUGUGGCCUGGAUAGCCAGGCAAAGCAAGCGCGUGGCCUCAGUCGGUCGGGAGGAUGAAGACGAUGAUGAGGAUGAGGACGACUACGACUUCGAUGAUGAUGAUGAUGACGACGACGACGAGGAUGAGGAAUUGGAGAACCUGAUGGAUGAUGAAUCAGAAGAGGAUGAGGAAGAUAUGAAUGUGGAAAUGUGUGCCGGAACUUCCUGCUGCCCAGUUAAUAUACCUAACUGUCACUGUGCUCCUAACCAACAUGUAAGGAAGAGCGAAUUGAAGUGUAAGACGAUUUAUUUCUUCCACCACCCUAAUAUCCUGCUGUCAAUCCCACUGUACUAUAAGAUAUCACCGGAUGGUGGGCAUGAAAAUGCUCAUGAAGAGGCUGAAGAGGAGGAGGAGGAGGAAGAGGAGGAGGAGGAAGAGGAAGAUGAAAUGGGAAACCUGGAUGGAGAGUAUAAAAAGAACCUAGACUUUGCAAAUGGCCCCUCACCCUAG